AUGUCCACCUCUUCCCAAGUCGUCCCCGCCUCGGCCGGCCAGCGCCUCGCCGGCAAGACCAUCCUCAUCACCGGCGCCUCGGCCGGCAUCGGCCAGGCCUGCGCGCUCGAGUUCGCCCUCGCCCAGCCGCACGACCUGCGCCUGAUCCUCGCCGCGCGCCGCGUCGACACCAUCCACGAGAUCGCCGCCGCCAUCACCAAGCAGGUCGGCGACGGCGUCAAGAUCCUGCCGCUGCAGCUCGACGUCAGCAAGCCCGACGAGGUGCGCACCUUUGUGGGCAAGCUGCCGGACGAGUUCAAGAACAUUGACAUUCUCGUCAACAAUGCUGGCGGCGUCCGCGGCGUAGAGACCGCUGGCAACAUUGCCGAGGACGACAUCAACGUCAUGUUCGACACAAACGUCACCGGCCUCAUCAACGUCACCCAGGCCGUCCUGCCCAUCUUCUUUGCACGCCCGGACGGCGGCGCCGGCGACAUUGUCAACAUCGGCUCCAUCGCCGGCCGCGAGCCCUACGCCGGCGGCUCCAUCUACUGCGCCACCAAGGCCGCCGUCCGCAGCUUCACCGACAGCCUGCGUCGCGAGACCAUCCACACCAAGAUCCGCGUCAUGGAGAUUGACCCCGGCGCGACCGAGACCGAAUUCUCCGUUGUCCGCUUCCGCGGCGACAAGGCCAAGGCCGAUGCUACUUAUGCCGGCAUGGAGCCUCUCACCGCUCAAGAUAUUGCUGAGGUCAUCGUCUUCAAUGUCACGCGCCGCCAGAACGUUGUUAUUGCCGACUCUCUCAUCUUCCCCACGGUCCAAGCUGGCACUGGCCCUGCCAAUAUGUACCGCAAGACUGCAUGA
Cordyceps fumosorosea ARSEF 2679 is the source of this 843-nucleotide messenger RNA. RefSeq names its product Short-chain dehydrogenase/reductase SDR. Gene Ontology annotation, molecular function: oxidoreductase activity. NCBI's taxonomy places the organism in Eukaryota, Fungi, Ascomycota, Sordariomycetes, Hypocreales, Cordycipitaceae. Bases 1 to 843 code for a protein of 280 amino acids. Gene Ontology annotation, cellular component: cytosol. The transcript has 5 exons. The record is from RefSeq and is a predicted model, not a curated record.